AUGGCCCUCGUCCCGGGACUAGCCCCGCAUGUGGAUGACCAUGGGGACGAGAGACCCAGGUGGGACAGCAAGUCGCAGUACCUGCUGAGCUGCAUCGGGUUUGCUGUGGGGCUGGGGAACAUCUGGAGGUUCCCGUACCUGUGCCAGGCCUACGGGGGAGGGGCCUUCCUCGUCCCCUACUUCAUUGCCCUGGUCUUCGAGGGGAUCCCGCUCUUCCACAUCGAGCUCGCCAUCGGCCAGCGCCUGCGCAAGGGCAGCAUCGGCGUGUGGACGGCCAUCUCGCCCUACCUCGGCGGAGUGGGCCUGGGCUGCUUCCUGGUGUCCUCCCUGGUCUGCCUGUACUACAACACCGUCCUCACGUGGGUGCUCUGGUUCCUUCUCAACUCCUUCCAGCAGCCACUGCCCUGGAGCUCCUGCCCGCCUGACCUCGACAGGACAGGGUUUGUGGAGGAAUGCGAGGGUAGCAGCAGCGUGAGCUACUUUUGGUACCGGCAGACACUGAACAUCACGGCCGACAUCAGCAACAGCGGCACUGUCCAGUGGCGGCUGCUGGUCUGCUUGGCUGCCUGCUGGGCGGUUGUGUACCUAUGCGUCAGCAGAGGAAUCGAGUCCACAGGGAAGGCCAUCUACUUCACAGCCUUGUUCCCGUACCUGGUCCUGACGGUCUUCCUGAUCAGAGGGCUGACGCUGCCCGGGGCGGCGGAAGGGCUAGCCCACUUGUUCACUCCCAAUGUGCAAAUUCUCCAGAACCCCCGGGUGUGGCUGGACGCGGCCACCCAGAUAUUCUUCUCUCUGUCCCUGGCCUUUGGAGGACAUGUUGCCUUUGCGAGUUACAACCCACCGAGGAAUGACUGCAGGAAGGAUGCCGUGGUCAUCGCGCUGGCCAACAGCAUGACCUCCCUGUACGCAUCCGUCACUAUCUUCUCCAUCAUGGGGUUCAAGGCCACAAAGGACUACGGGCGCUGCCUGGACAGGAAUGUCCUCGGCCUCAUCAACGAGUUUGACUUCCCAGAGCAGAGCAUCUCCAGGGACGACUACCCGGCCGUCCUCGCACACCUGAAUGCCACCCAGCCAGAGAGGGUGGCCCGGCUCCCCCUGAAGGACUGCCAUCUGGAACACUUUCUGGACAAGAGCGCCUCGGGCCCGGGCCUGGCCUUCAUCAUCUUCACGGAGGCCGUCCUGCACAUGCCGGGGGCCCCGGGGUGGGCCGUGCUCUUCUUCGGGAUGCUCUUCUCCUUGGGCCUGUCGUCUAUGUUUGGGAACAUGGAGGGGAUCAUCACACCACUCCUGGACCUGGGGACUGUGCCCAGAUGGGUCCCCAAGGAGGCCCUGACUGGGCUGAUCUGCCUGCUCUGCUUCCUCGCUGCGAUCUGCUUCACGCUGCAGUCUGGAAACUACUGGCUCGAGAUCUUUGACAGCUUCGUGGUUUCUCUGAACCUGAUGGUUUUAGCCUUCUUCGAGGUGGUCGGUGUCAUCUAUGUUUACGGAAUGAAACGGUUUUGCGAUGACAUCAUGUGGAUGACCGGGAGCCGGCCCGGCCUCUACUGGCAGGUGGCCUGGCGGGUCGUGAGUCCUCUGCUGCUGCUGGCCAUCUUCGUGGCUUACAUCGUCCUCCUGGCCCAGAAGCCACUGAGCUACAGGGCCUGGGACCCCCAACACGAUCAGUUCCCCCUGCGGCCGGAGAAGCUCUACCCCGGCUGGGUGCAGGCCGCCUGCGUGCUCCUGUCUCUCCUGCCCGCGCUCUGCAUCCCGGUGGCUGCACUGGCCCAGCUGUUCGCCCAGCGCAGAUGGAGGAGGAAGGAAGUGCCGUCGCAGGACACGCACCUGAAGCCACAGGAUGGUGGGGCCUGCUGA
Messenger RNA from Galeopterus variegatus (Sunda flying lemur), 1854 nucleotides. It is a transcript of the gene SLC6A18, whose product is annotated as solute carrier family 6 (neutral amino acid transporter), member 18. NCBI's taxonomy places the organism in Eukaryota, Metazoa, Chordata, Mammalia, Dermoptera, Cynocephalidae. Gene Ontology annotation, biological process: sodium ion transmembrane transport. Gene Ontology annotation, cellular component: plasma membrane. The transcript has 12 exons. The record is from RefSeq and is a predicted model, not a curated record. Bases 1 to 1854 code for a protein of 617 amino acids.